AUGUCUGCUACUGCUGGUAGUCGAGCUGCUCGUACCCGUGCCGCUGCCAUAGCUAUGUCUGCUACUGCUGGUAGUCGAGCUGCUCCUACCCGUGCCGCUGCUAGAGCUAUUUCUGCUACUGCUGGUAGUCGAGCUGCUCGAACCCGUGCCGCUUCUAGAGCUAUUUCAGCUACUGCUGGUAGUCGAGCUGCUCCUACCCGUGCCGCUACUAGAGCUAUUUCUGCUACUGCUGGUAGUCGAGCUGCUCCUACCCGUGUCGCUGCUAGAACUGAUUCCGCUACUGCUAGUAGUCAAGCUGCUCGUUCCCGUGCCGCUGCUAUAGCUAUGUCUGCUACUGCUGGUAGUCAAGCUGCUCGUACCCGUGCCGCUGCUAGAGCUAUGUCUGCUACUGCUGGUAGUCGAGCUGCUCGUACCCGUGCGCUGCUAUACGUAUGUCUGCUACUGCUGGUAGUCGAGCUGCUCGUACCCGUGCCGCUGCUAUAG
Mya arenaria is the source of this 483-nucleotide messenger RNA. RefSeq names its product circumsporozoite protein-like. Lineage: Eukaryota; Metazoa; Mollusca; Bivalvia; Myida; Myidae. The coding region runs from base 1 to 483 and encodes 160 amino acids. The transcript has a single exon. The record is from RefSeq and is a predicted model, not a curated record.